Molecule: messenger RNA, 844 nt
Organism: Tigriopus californicus
Lineage: Eukaryota; Metazoa; Arthropoda; Copepoda; Harpacticoida; Harpacticidae
Exons: 1
Coding region: 325-831 (168 amino acids)
Source: RefSeq, a predicted model, not a curated record
UGUCCGCGAGCAAGAGUCGUCGAAAGCAUUUUGAAGAAAGAAUUUAUGUUUUCGAGCCAACAUUGAGAAGAACGUUCGCACAUUUGAAUCAGACGACCCGAAUUUUGAGGCGCCAAGCUUGGCUGACGCGAUCGCUUUCUUCUUUCACUCUGAGUUUGAAAUCCACAAGUCCUGGACGUUCCUCGUGUCAUCUCAGUCGCAUGAAGAGUGUCUCUCAAAAUGGUAUCCACUGAGAUCAUCGAGGAGCAUCAGUCCCAAUUUCGUGGCCCAAUCUGAAACUUGCAAGUCAGUGUCCCCUCUCUCCUGCACAUCCAUUGGACUACCAUGCCACCCCCACUUAACAUACCCAAUGAGUCUUUCAAAGUGGACGAGACCUUCAGUUGUGCGCUUCGAUCCGUCAAGGAGAGCUCGACCACGCCUCCUUCCUCGGGCCACUCCUCGCCAGCCUCAUCUCCCCCCAGCGAAUUCAUUUCCAACGCCUUUGAGCGUCGACAGUGGAGCAGCGAGCUCCUCAUCUGCCCAGAGUGCAAGUUCGUGAGUGAGAGUGCGGCUCGAUUUGAGGCCCAUUUCAAAGAGCCCCGUCACGUGUACUACUUCAGGAACAUGGCCUAUAAGGAGCCCAAGCGUCGUCAGAUGUGGCUCAAGAUUUGGUUCUCCACUUUAGAGGCCGCAGAGGAGACCAAUUUGGAAGCAUUUGAGGUCGACGAAAGCGAAGAAGACGCCUACGUGGUGGCUCAACAAAAGAAGACCACCACAAAAGGAUCCUUAAAAAAACAAGAUUCCAUCGAUUGUUUGUCGUACAGUAUUGGAAAAUACAAGUUUAAACAAUAGCCUGCCUGCCUGC